GUCACAAAUUAGGGUUUAAUCUAAGAAGAUGAACAUGAAAGAAGAUCAUCAACUUGUUAAAGCUUCAUCAAAUUCUUGUGGUGUUUUGCUAGACCUGAAGCUUUCAAAUCAUGAGGAAUUAGAAAGCAAGGUUUUCUCAUGCAAUUUCUGCAAAAGAGAGUUCUCAACAUCACAAGCUCUAGGAGGGCAUCAAAAUGCACACAAGCAAGAGCGAGCGUUGGCAAAAAGACAAGAAAUCAAUGAAGAGCAUCUUCAUCAGCUGGGUACAUUUGGAUCUCCAAAAUUAUUCUCUUAUCCUUAUUUUCCAAUUGGUUCUCCACAUUCAAUUUAUGGUUCAAUGAUCAAUAGAUCACCAUCACUUAUUGAUAAUAAACCUUCAUGUCUUUGGCCUUGUUUAUUGCCAUCGGGAUAUAACCGAUUCGGGCAUGGCAUGACUAAUAAUAACACUAUACAGUCAUCCAUUGAAAGGCUAAGGAUGAUGAACAAUCAGGUUGGAUCAGUUGGUAUUAAUUCUAGGCCACCAUUUCCAAGCUUUAGUGGUGCCUCAACAAAAUUUCAAGCUCCAAAUUGGUCUAAAACUGGUGAUUAUCAUCAACAUGGUGACCCUUCUAUAUCAAACAGGGAAGAUAACGAGGAUUCAUCAGGACUUGAUUUGACCCUUAAGCUUUAAACUAAGUAUUAACUGUUGCAUUUUAGAUUUAAGAGUUCAUGACACACAUAUUGUACCUUAGAUUAAUAUUUAUUUGUUUGGUUUUAGAUAUCAAGCAUUCACAUGGUUGUUUACAUGAGUUUGAUUAUCAUAUAUAAAUGUCAAAACAGAAAUUGAGUUAUU
Messenger RNA from Mangifera indica (mango), 832 nucleotides. Its product is annotated as zinc finger protein 1-like. The record is from RefSeq and is a predicted model, not a curated record. Gene Ontology annotation, biological process: negative regulation of abscisic acid-activated signaling pathway. Lineage: Eukaryota; Viridiplantae; Streptophyta; Magnoliopsida; Sapindales; Anacardiaceae. The coding region runs from base 29 to 670 and encodes 213 amino acids. The transcript has a single exon.